This is a messenger RNA of Drosophila hydei, 5188 nucleotides long. Its product is annotated as chromosomal serine/threonine-protein kinase JIL-1. Bases 842 to 4645 code for a protein of 1267 amino acids. NCBI's taxonomy places the organism in Eukaryota, Metazoa, Arthropoda, Insecta, Diptera, Drosophilidae. Gene Ontology annotation, molecular function: ATP binding; protein serine/threonine kinase activity. The transcript has 8 exons. Gene Ontology annotation, biological process: protein phosphorylation; regulation of DNA-templated transcription. The record is from RefSeq and is a predicted model, not a curated record.
AAUGUGUUCGGUCGCGCUGUCGGGAAAUUAUCGAAAUUACCAAAGAUCCCAAUGAGUUAAUAAAUAAAUAUAAAAAUUUAAUUUUAGUCAUCUGCAGUUACAGUCGUUUGUGAAAAAUGCAGGCUGAAAUUUAUUUAAUAAAUUAUUAUAAACUUGUGCUUUAUUGUCGAUGCAACAGCAAAUAAGUGGCAAAGAAUGAGAGCGCAAAGCAGAUGGCAAAGAGCGUCGCGCCGCAUUGGUGUUGGUUUUGUGUGCGUGUGUGUAUGUGAAGUAGAAAGCGGCGGUAAAAACUUGUAAAAAUCCACACGUAUUAUACAUAUAUCUAUAUUAAAAAAUAAUCUCAUUCUUUACUUCGCUAAAAACGAUUUCAUUGUUUGAAAAAUUUGUAAUAAGUUAGGCCUAUUGCACAGUAGAAUCUGCAAGUCAAAACAAAACAGCCGUGAAACGUAGCCGAAAAACGCCUGCGUGCUUUUGUACGUGCGAGUGUGUGUACGAGCGUAAUAAGAAAGGCACACAGUAAAAAGGCAAAAGAAAAAUAGUGCAUACGAAGGGCAGGCACAAAACGCAAUUGAUGAAAUUUGUGAUUAUCUCAAAUUUGUAUUAACAAAUGGUUAAAUAAUAUAUAAGCCAGGGCUUUAAAACUCCUAAACAAAAAAUAUAAAUACAUCCAAGAGCAACGUAUACAUAUUUGAAAAAAAAGUAUUGGCAUCGAAAAUUUCUAAACAAGUGCAAAUAUAAUUGUGCUUAGUGGAUGUUGCCGACAUAUUUGCGCCUUUUGUUACUCUGAGUUAUUGCAAGUAGCAUCCACAAUUUGGAGGGCGAAGCGCUCCCUUCACUCAAAAUGAGUCGCCUACAAAAACAACAAUCACAACAACAUCAACAUCGCAACCAGUGUGAAAUAGUGAGCAGCAGCACAAGUGGCGCUAAGAACAGACGUAAACAGCCGCCUCCGAGAGCGCUCGAAGAUAUUCAAAUGGUGCGGCCAGCACAGCUCAUCAAUGGGCACACGAUAUCGGCAAAUGGAAAUAGUAAGUCGACGACGACAAAUAAACGACGACGUCAAAGCGAUGAUGAGCCUUUGCAACAGUUGACAAAUGGAACCAGUAGCAAAAAUGUCAAACUGAAGCAUUCACACAAUGCCAUGGAGACAACGAGCAGCAGCUCGGGGUCCUCCAGUGGGCAACGGCACAACAACAAUGGCAAAGCUGUUAAUCAUAAUAACAACAAUAAUAACAACAACAAUAAGAAGCAGAAUAACAAUGUAAGCAACACGAAUGGCAAGCAAUACAACACUUACAGCAACAAGAAAAAGAAGCAGACCGUAAAUACCAAUGCAACAACAAAUACACCAAUGGAAUACAGUUACCGUAAUAACAUAUCCACCAUACCAACGCCGCCCUCACCAGCCUCCCCGGCCUCGCCACCGGCCCAAAAUACAGUGGCGGAUAUUGUUUGUAUUUCGGAUGCGGAGAGCGAGGAGAAUGAAUGCAUCGAAUACUACGACCACGAAACGGAGGAGGAUAGCGACCUGGAAAUCGAUGAAUCGCCCACCACUAGCAAUAGCAAACUACAACACAAUAAGAACAAUGCGGCGGCGGCAGCGGCUGCAGCAGCAGCAGCAGCGGCGGCGGCAGCAGCCGCCACAACACCCACAACAUAUACAAUGCCUACAAGCAACAGCACACCAUUGGAUCUGGAAAAUGAGGCGCAUCAGCGGGAUUUGGAGAUCGUGACCGACCUGCGUUCUUAUGUCAAACUUUAUAGCGAUGAGCGCGUGAGCUUAAACGAUUUUAAAAUCAUUCGCGUUCUUGGCACGGGCGCGUAUGGACGAGUUUUCUUGGUUCGCAAAUUGACCAGGCACGAUGCAGGCAAACUGUAUGCGAUGAAGGUUCUCAAUAAGAUAACCGUUGUGCAAAAGCGCAAAACGGCAGAGCACACAAAAACAGAGCGAGUGGUUCUCGAAGCAGUGCAACGGAGUCCGUUUCUGGUUGGGUUACACUAUGCUUUCCAGUCAUCAUCGAAACUCUAUCUAGUGCUUGACUUUGCUAAUGGCGGAGAGCUGUUUACGCAUCUCUACCAUGCGGAGCAUUUCGAGGAGGCGCGCGUGCGUGUUUAUAUCGCUGAGGUGGUACUGGCGUUGGAGCAGCUGCAUCAGCUAGGCAUUAUUUACCGGGACAUCAAACUGGAGAACAUUUUAUUGGAUGGCGACGGUCACAUUGUGCUAUCCGAUUUCGGCCUGUCCAAAAUACUCACCGCCGAAAAUGAAUAUCGUGCGCACAGCUUCUGUGGCACACUGGAAUAUAUGGCGCCGGAGAUAAUACGAACUGGGCCUCCGGGUCAUGACAGUGCCGUCGAUUGGUGGUCGGUGGGUGUCCUGACUUUUGAGCUGUUGACGGGCGCCUCACCAUUUGCUACCUCUGAUGGUCAGAGUCAACAAUCGGAGAUCUCACGUCGCAUACAAAAGGAACAGCCAUUGAUUCCUUCCACAUUCAGUGCAAACGCUCGAGAUUUCGUACUAAAAAUGUUGGAGAAGAAUCCGAAACGACGAUUGGGCGGCAAUCAUAGAGAUGCCAGCGAAAUCAAGGAACAUCCAUUCUUCAAUGGUAUUAACUGGCAGGAGCUGCGCGGCAAGCGUCGCAAAGCGCCCUACAAGCCAACGCUCAACGCCGAGGACGACGUGCAAAACUUUAGCAACGAGUUUACCGACCAGUUGCCAGAGGAUCCCGAAUGCGAUGCACCACCCGCACGUAUACGGCUGUUUCGCGGCUACACUUAUGUGGCACCCGAGCAUUUAGAGGAAAUGCGUCGCGACAAUAUGUGCCAAAUUGAAUACUGCAAUCCGGAUCUACAGAACAUACCAUCACGACCCGAUGAUCUAGAGUUGGGCACACGCACUGUGAAGGGUGCCUAUGGCACUUGUUACUUUGUGGUCGAUGCUUCGGAUAUUGUGUUUAUGGCAAAGGUAAUACCGUUAUCAAAGUUUCGAGCAUCCGAAGUGGAUGCACUCACAUCAUGUGCGUUGGACACUCAUUGCCACCGCAGCAUUGUCAAUUAUCAUGGCGCGUUCCGUGACAAGUGUGAGGUAUGGAUAAUUCAGGAGUAUUUGUGCGGCGAGGAGCUAGCCAACUAUCUACAGACCAGAACGCUUGAUGAAGAUAGCUGUCGCAGAAUCUUUCUGCAGCUGGUGCAAGCUAUUCAGCAUGUGCACUCCAAGCAUUUCAUACACGGCGACCUCAAGCCAGAGAAUAUUGUGUUCGUAAGCCGUGACAGCCUGGACGUCAAGCUGGUGGACUUUGGCAAUGCCUGCUACAACAGUCGAUUCCAGAAUUGGCGCGAUAAGCCACGCUACACGCUGGACUAUGCGCCACCAGAACUGUUGCUGGAUCCCAACGUAGUUACCUACUCGCCAGCUGUGGAUGUUUAUGGUCUUGGCGCGACGCUCUACACAAUGCUUGUGGGUCAUGCGCCUUAUCGGCAGUACCAGGGCGAUUGCGAUCACAGUCCUGAAGUGCAUCACAAGUUACGAAAGCGAAUCCAGCGGGAUUCGUUUAAUCAGCGCUCCAAGCGCUGGCUAUGUGCCAGUACGGAGUUUAAACAGUUGGUUACUUGGUGCCUGGAAAGGAAUCCGGCUACACGGCCUCUAUUAAGUGACAUACUCGAGAGUGAAUGGAUGCAAGAGAACAACGAUCCUGAUGUAGACAUAAUCGCACCGCCUGAACAGAUUUUGGUCGACUUAAGUGAAGACACUAUGGAGCAGCCAGUUGAACUGUCUAUCAAGCUGGAAAACCAAAAACAAUUGCUGCUGGCAAUGCAACAAAAGUCAUCCGCAGAUGUCGGUGUGAAUGUCGACAUAGCGAGCAGUGGCAACUUUGCUGAAGAGCUGUUAGUAGAGCCAACGACCAACGAGGAUGUUAUGCAGGUCGUGCAUGAUCCGGACUUUGAUGCACUUACCGAUUUUCAUGGCUUUGAUGAACUUGCGCCGCCACUACGACUGCCCUCUGAGUAUUACACUGAGCUACCGCUCCCACAUUCACAAGAGUGUAGCGUUACUACUCAUCCAGAGCCAGUAGCUCCUAUGCUGCCACCUGUUGCACUCCCAACACGUGCGCCACCUGCAAAGAUCCUACCUGUGGAGGACAAUAAACGUCCACGCACUCGUCAACAGCGCCGUACCGAACUACGACAAACAGCUGGCACGCCGCCGGCGGAAGAAGACUCAAAGGCUGACCUGUAUCUGCUGAUGCAGCACCUGCCGCCAGUAGUGGAUGUGUUGCCAGUUGUAAAACCACGUGCAUUGCCUGCGAGCAAUCGUCAGUCGCCGCGUCCACUGAAUGAUCUAUGUGGCUUUGGCAAGACGAAGGGCACAUGGCGCAAAUCACGCGCCAGCUGGCGUCACUUCUGUCUGCUGCUUAAUGGUGUUCAACAGGUGCUCAAGCAUCGCUUUAAGAAGGAGCGACGCGUCUACUGUUCGCUCAGCAUUAAGGCGGAGUGCCCGGACGAGGCGUAUGAGAAACCGUUAAUAUUCCCGCGGCCAAGGCCGCCAGCGCUGCGCCGAGUCAAGCGACCGCCCAAGGUACCACGGCCACCCACGCGCGUGCAGCCAGAGCGAGCGCGUGCGCUGCGUCAGCGUUAUGUCUUUGAAUGACCCACGUUGGACACGAAAGACGAGCCGGUGGCAACAGCUGCGCCUGUCAUCGAAGAGGAUGAGCGGCGGCUGCUGCAGGCGAUGCUCACGCCGGCCUGUGCACGGCGCACGGAAUGGCAAAGGCAAAGACAGCAGCAGCGCAGCUGACAACAGAUAUUGACUAUAACUAGGACAAGAAAAACGCUGGACGGAAGACGAUUGAGACGGCGCAACCUGAUGGCAACAAUUUAGUAAAAGAAAAAAAAAAGAGGAAAACAAAAACAAAAAAACACGCAUAUGUGGAGUCAUGCUUAAAUGUAUAGAUGAUGUUGAACGUGGGUCUAACGGGUGGAUCAAUGAGCAGCACCAAAGAUCCUGUCAGUAGAGAUUUAAAAGUUGUUAUUGUGUAAAUUUUAAGCAUAAGUUGAAUUUGACUUUGAUUUAUUAUUGGAAUAUCAAACUCCGCACACACACACCCACAACAUUUUAAAUUGCAUUGUUGGAUUAGUAAAUUGUUUUUUUUAGCGUAUUGUACAGAGUCAUAAGGAAAGAAACAAAAUUUGC